AAGAAGGAGUUAUUUAUUCUCGCACUCAUCGUCCUCCUCUCUCGGGAAGAUGCCGCGGCUGAAGCGAUGCUGCAUGCAGGUACUCUUACUUGCAUCUAAGGACUUCGACACCUUUGCAAGUCAGACCGCCCUGGUGGCUGCGCUCCUAACGGUGACACCACAACAGGCGGGGUUUGGUCAGAUUUCAAUUCUGAAUUUUCUUCUUUCUGUGCAAGUAACAAGAUGCGCUGCCCGUCUUAGCCAUUCAUCCAAGAGAAGAAUGCGGAUAAUGAAACCUACAAGUCUUGCCAUUGGGGUCCUGGUCAUCGUUACCCUUGCUCACACCGGAGUGUCCAACUUUCCUGAAAGGAAGCCUUAUUUGUCGGACCACCAAGAUGCUUGGAGGGCUAUGCUACAAGAUCGUCCCUUCGUAUUGUACCAGCGGUCAUUCGAACACGAUGCUGGAUUUUCCGGAGACCAGAAGUGUAUCCAAGGCAUUGUGCUUGAGUUCUACCCUGAAGAAAAAUAUGCCGUGGGCGUUUUACAUUGGCUUCUGUCUGAGUACCACAAAGUCAAUGCAACCGCCUACCUUUUUUCGGAAACGACCGAAGGCUACAGAAUUCCUAACGCGUAUGCGCUGUCCCCAAACAGUGGAAUGGCAAGCGCACUGAAACAUGGCACCGCACUUUUAACUGCUAUCGUAGACUGCUUCUACAGCACAGCUGGUUCAAUGAAGACACUUAAUACGCAAUAUACGUUCGUGGCGAGCGAAUACGACAACUGUGACAUACUGAGAGUUCGCCAUCAAAACAAUGUUUUUCAUGCAGGUUGUGAAUUGUGGUCCCUAAUGGAAAAGGUCAACAAAAUUAGCAGCCUGUGCCACUUCAUCUAUGACCUGCUGUGUGGCCCUGAAAAGUAUAUGAUCUACGAUCGAGAAACUUGCGGGAAUGUCCCAUUGUAGAUUCAAUAAAACAUUACAAUAUUGUUACGGCGAGACAACAAAAGACUGGUGUAUUUACAGUAUUUGCACAAACAAAGUAAUUUUGGCAGCAAUAGCCAAGAUGGCACAAGCAAGAAACAACCCAUCCUUCUCUCUUUCGUCCUUUGGUCAGUGGCACAGAACAUUUUAGAAAUAGGCUGAGAAAGUGCGAAAGACAACUGAAGAAAAAAAGGUGUCUUGACCGAUAGAGUGGAGCGAAAACAGAUGUUUAAUACAUCAAAUAAAUAAUAAAAUUGUC
Molecule: messenger RNA, 1217 nt
Organism: Rhipicephalus microplus (southern cattle tick)
Lineage: Eukaryota; Metazoa; Arthropoda; Arachnida; Ixodida; Ixodidae
Product: male-specific histamine-binding salivary protein
Biological process (GO): symbiont-mediated perturbation of host defenses
Molecular function (GO): amine binding
Source: RefSeq, a predicted model, not a curated record